Sinocyclocheilus rhinocerous is the source of this 3858-nucleotide messenger RNA. RefSeq names its product tripartite motif-containing protein 66-like. Gene Ontology annotation, cellular component: nucleoplasm. The record is from RefSeq and is a predicted model, not a curated record. The transcript is spliced from 12 exons. Lineage: Eukaryota; Metazoa; Chordata; Actinopteri; Cypriniformes; Cyprinidae. Gene Ontology annotation, molecular function: ubiquitin protein ligase activity; zinc ion binding. Gene Ontology annotation, biological process: positive regulation of type I interferon-mediated signaling pathway; innate immune response. The annotation marks the transcript as partial.
GUUGGAUACAGAGAAGACGCUGUCCCUCACACACUCAGGAGAGCUUGAGGUUCUUCUGUCUCGUUUGUGAAGAGCUCACCUGUAAGGACUGUCAACUGAUCUCUCAUAGGGGGCACAGUUUUGUGAAGCAGGAGGAAGCUGUGGGAUCUCAAAGGCAGCGGCUGCAGAGUUUGUUGGACUCCAUCAGACAUCAGAAAGAGACGAUCAGCAGCAGCUUGCUGCACCUAGAGGCAAGAUUGCAGGACAUUAAGAGUAUAAAAGUGGCAGCAAAGAAGAUGUUGACACAGGUAGUCCACUUCAUUUAUCAGACUCUGGUUGUGAGAGCUACACAGAUGUUAAAGGAGAUAGAGGCCCUGUAUGCGGAGGAGGUGGGGUGUUUGUUGGAGAGGAAGACAUCUCUGAACAGGUUGGAAGGCUGUCAGGACUACAUAGCAGCUUUUAUUGACAAGAUCCUAUGCACAGAGGGCCACUGCCUCCUGACCUACACAAAAAGAAUUGAGACCCAAGUGAAAAAGCUUCUGACCCAGAAGGCAUGCACCCCUGAGACCAUGAUUGAACUGCACAUUCAGAUUCAGAAUGAACUCUGUCAGCACAUCAUGAAAUGUGGAUUUUUGAGGAUUAGAAGGGUUCUUGUUCCAUUCACCUCUCAGAGAACUGGUUCCACUCAGUUAGAUUCUGAGUCUGUGAAAAGCUCAAAUCAAAAUCCCUGUGCCUCCUCUCAGACUGUGCAAAUGGACCAGGCCCUUCCUAGUCUGCCUCAUCCAUCUCAGCCCAGCCAGCCAUCUCAUUCUAACCAGGCCACAACCCGCUUUGCAUGUAACAAUGUUGCCUCUUCUCAACCUAAUCAAUCUGAACCUUCCUCUUCAGAUCAUCAGAGUUCAUUUUCUUCUUCACCAUCUGUCCAAGUCCAGUACCAUGAAGUCAUGUCUGAGCAAACCAAGCAUGCUUACAGUCCCUCAUUGAACUGUGUCCCAUAUUUUCCUCAGUCUGCUCCUAAAACUCACAUGAAUUCUUCUCCGUCGGUUUAUUCUCAGCCUCGUCUUCCACUCACGAACCUCACAGCAUCUCAAAUAAACAAUAUCUCUGAGUCAGCCAAAUGUAGGAAGGCCUAUUGCCCUACCAUGCAGGUCUCUCAUACACGCAUACUCACCCGCCCAAUGCCAAUUCCAGUCAACAACCAAACACCCGUAACAACUCAUCCAAUACCAGCCAACAACCAAACACUCAUACCAACUCAUCCAGUGCCAGCCAACAACCAAACACCUGUAAUAACUUAUCCAAUGCCAGUGAACAACCAAACACCCCUACUAACUCAUCAAAUACCAGUCAAUAACCAAACACCCCUACUAACUCAUCAAAUGCCAGUCAAUAACCAAAGACAGCCAAUUUCAGUCAACAACCAGACACCUGUAACAACUCAUCCAAUACCAGCCAACAGCCAAACACUUGGACUAACUCAUCUAUUGCCUGCCAACAGCCAGACACCCCUAAUAACUCAUCGAAUGCCACUCAACAACCAAACACCUGUACUAACUCAUAUAAUGCCCAUCAACAACCAAACACUCGUACCAACUCAUCCAAUACCAGCCAACAACCAAACACUCGCACCAACUCAUCCAAUACCAGCCAACAUCCAAACACCUGUAUUAACUCAUACAAUGCCCAUCAACAACCAAACACUCGUACCAACUCAUCCAAUACCAGCCAACAACCAAACACUCGCACCAACUCAUCCAAUACCAGCCAACAUCCAAACACCUGUAUUAACUCAUACAAUGCCCAUCAACAACCAAACACUCGUACCAACUCAUCCAAUACCAGCCAACAACCAAACACUCGCACCAAGUCAUCCAAUACCAGCCAACAACCAAACACCUGUACUAACUCAUACAAUGCCCAUCAACAAUCAAACACUCCUACUAACUCAUCAAAUGCCAGUCAAUAACCAAAAACAACUAAUUUCAGUCAACAACCAAACACCCGUAACAACUCAUCAAAUACCAGCCAACAACCAACCACCUGAACUAAUUGAAUCAAUACCAGCCAACAACCAAAUACCUGUAUUAAUUCAACCAAUCCCAGUCAACAACCAAACACCCAUACUAAUCCAUCCUAUACCAGCCAACAACCAAACACCCGUAUUAAUCCAACCAAUACCAGCCAACAACCAAUCAACCAUACUUACUCAUUCUAUACCAACUUACAACCUCGCACUCAUACUGACCCAUCCAGUACAAACCAACUUCCUGGGGCCCGGACUUUCUUUCUCUGUGCAACCCAGUAUUCCCUUAACUGUCCUUUCAACAAUAAACACACUUUCUUUAAAUGAUGCUACUGCAAUCUCUAAUGUCCUUCCUGUAAACCCAAUGCCUUCUACUCCCAUUGAUGGCAACAACACCCUUCGGUGUAAGAGAGGCACCUACAAUAGCCAUAACCUCCCAGUCAAGGCCUUGGCUGAUUCCGCCUGUGAUCAGGAUGCAGGUGUGAGCAGCACGAAUUUCACUGAUACGGACCAUCUGGAGAGCAACUUGCCCACCUCCCUUGUGUCGGGGGCAGCUCCCAAAGAACCUUCACUAGAUCCUGGCCGCUCCUCUGGCCCAUCCAACAUUCACCAGAACUCUCUCUCCAUCAUCACCACCACCACCACCACCACAGAGAAAUGUUCAAGUCAAGCUCAAGACUGUCAGUCAUCCAACAAGAACUACUCUGGACCAAAACACUGGAGCAUUGGCAUGCCGACAACUUUCCGUCAGCUUGUAGAGGCAACAUGCAUACCUGUCAGGUCUCUACGUGUUUCUCUUGUGCGUCUGCCCAUCUCUCUGCCUCCAAGUGGACAGCCACUCCCAGAGUUCCACCUUACUGCAGAUACCUCCACAGAUCACAUCUUCGUGCAGGAAUCCCAGGGAGGACAGGUUAACCAGGUGUGGAGAUGGUAUGAAGAUCCAAUAGCAUCUAGAUCCUCUUCUUGCUCUGUAUCCCAAGAAGACGGCGACAGCUCCCCGGCAUCUGACGUAGAGUUCUGUGCCUUGUGUCUGUCUGCAGGAGCUGCACUUCUGUGUGCAAAAUGUGGCUGUGCUUUCCACUCUGACUGUCACAUCCCACCAGUUCUCACAAAACCUUGUAAGGAUUGGGUGUGUUUGCUAUGUCAGGAUGUAAAUGAGACAGUCGUGUAUGGCAGUGAGGAGAUGAGGACGCCUAGUCUGAGCCUGCAAGAUCAAAGAAAGUGUGAGAAGCUUGUCCUUGGUCUCCUGUGUGAUGAGAACAAGAGCCUGCUCUACAGCGCCACCAAGAAUCACUCAAAAACAGCCGAAUUUGAUAUAAUACUCGGCCGACUCCUGGGGAAACGGAAGCCUCCUUAUCGGACUGCUGCUGAACUGGUGUCAGAUGUUUGGACUCUCUUUGACAUCUUGAUGAUAAACUCUGAGGCAAAUCACUCAUCACAGUCAUGUAGGACAAACAUGGUUGUUAAACUUCAAAAAUCUUUCCAGCAACAGCUGAAUGAAUCUUUUGGGGAGAGUCUCCAUGCUUCUCUCUUGAAACAGUCCAGCAGCAAGGAUCCAGAGACUGAACGAGAGAAGCACAGAAACACUUUGAAACGCAUGAGAGAGUUUGUCAUGGCAAACUCCGGUACAGCUGCAAAGAAAUCCUGCACUGAUAAAGGGAACGAGGGAGAUGGCUGUGGAAACACUACAGCUGCUGAACACUGAAGUGCAUCAGUCAUUACUUGCUUUUGAAAUUCGCAAAAAUACUUCUGUAUUCUCUUGUGAAGAGGGAACCAGAUCACUUUCUGUUUAUUGUAGUAGUUUGUUUAUUUAGCUUUGCCUUUAAGUAAGAUGUGUAUUAAACAGAUUAUUUCAU